Molecule: messenger RNA, 3325 nt
Organism: Neodiprion fabricii
Lineage: Eukaryota; Metazoa; Arthropoda; Insecta; Hymenoptera; Diprionidae
Product: carboxypeptidase M
Exons: 10
Coding region: 54-1652 (532 amino acids)
Biological process (GO): proteolysis
Cellular component (GO): cell surface
Molecular function (GO): zinc ion binding; metallocarboxypeptidase activity
Source: RefSeq, a predicted model, not a curated record
GGCUGAUAUAGAGCGAAGAGUCGCGACUGGAUGCACUGAGGCUGUGCAAUUGAAUGCUCUUGUUGCAGCAUUUCAAUGUGCUCGAGAAAUACAGUGUUAAUUUAGGCGAUACCGAACGAAGUAUGGAACGUCUUUGGGUUACGGUGUUGCUGGUUUUUUGCACAACGUGGGGAUGGCACGGAGUUUUUGCGGAGGAUUCGGCUGCUGAUACGCAAGAGGAAUUUGCCCGGCACUACAAUUCUCGAUACUCAGUUUUCGACGAACCGUACAACGUCGAAUUCAAGUAUCACAACUACGAGCAGAUGAGCCGAUUUCUGAGGGCCACUUCUCUACGGUAUCAAAAUCUGACCGCUCUCUAUUCCAUAGGGAAAUCAGUGAAAGGCAGAGAUCUUUGGGUGAUCGUAGUUUCGUCUUCUCCGUACGAGCACGUAAUUGGUAACCCGGAUGUCAAAUACGUCGCCAAUAUUCACGGAAAUGAGGCCAUUGGUCGAGAACUCAUGCUGCAUCUUGUCCACCUCCUGGUAACCAAAUACGGAACCGAUCCCUACAUCACCUGGCUUUUGGACAAGACGCGAAUUCACAUAUUGCCCUCCAUGAACCCUGACGGUUUCGAGGUGUCGAAGGAAGGAACGUGCGAAGGUGGUCAAGGAAGAUACAACGCUCGUGGGUUUGAUCUGAACCGAAACUUCCCAGAUUACUUUAAACAGAACAAUAAGUGGAGUCAGCCAGAAACUGAAGCCGUUAAGGAUUGGGUCUCAAAGAUACAGUUCGUACUUUCUGGAAGUCUUCAUGGCGGUGCUUUGGUCGCCAGUUAUCCCUUUGACAACACCCCAAACUCGAGAAUUUGUCGUUCGGCCCCGUUAUGCGCAGUGUUCCAGAGCUACAGUUCGACGCCUAGCAUAUCCCCGGACGACGACGUCUUCCGUCACUUAUCCCUGACGUAUUCCCGAAGUCACGGUACGAUGCAUCGUGGCGCUGCCUGUUCGCCGAACCAGCCGGGAUUUAAAAACGGCAUUACGAACGGUGCCGAGUGGUAUCCGCUAACCGGCGGUAUGCAGGACUUCAACUACGUAUGGAACGGGUGCAUGGAGAUCACCCUCGAGUUGUCAUGCUGCAAGUAUCCACCGGCCGAGGAUCUCCCCCGUUACUGGGCCGAGAAUCGCGAAGCGCUCAUCAAGUUUCUAGCCGAAGUCCAUCGCGGUGUUCAAGGUUUCGUUAUCGACGAGAAUGGCAAUCCCGUGGAACGAGCCUCUCUCAAAGUGAAAUCGCGGGAUGUCGGUUUUGUCACAACUAAAUACGGGGAAUUCUGGAGAGUUCUUCUUCCGGGAAUCUACAAACUCGAGGUCUACGCCGACGGUUACCUGCCUCGAGAGGUUGAGUUCAUGGUAAUCGAGCAACAUCCCACACUCCUCAAUGUCACUCUUCGCGCUACCAAGAGGCAAGACCACAUUGGCGGUAACCAAGGGACGGUGGGUGUAUACGCAGGACGACCAUCUGAAACUCACCGGGAGCAGAGACCAUCGCCUUAUUACACUCAGGGCUAUUACAGGCCGAAUUCAGGGGCAAACACGGCAGCCGGUGACAAUGGGAACGGGAUUUUUUCUUCCAUCAGUAGCGGCUUCAACUCGAUUGUUACGAAUCUUUUCGGCUAGUUCGAGUAGCAUCGAACUCUUUCUAAAUUCAGACAAUUAGCUACACUAUUAUUUUUUAACAUCGCCACUGACGAUCGCGUAUAUGAUGAUAUAUUUACAUAUACGUGGAUUUAUGAAUUUAUUACCUACGCGUACCGCAAUUAUGUAUGAGGUACGUUACACGCGUUACGUAUGCAUAUUGUAAGGAUUACUUACCCGUAGGUUGUGUCACUUAAUUAAAUAUAGGGGGACCAAUCGAUCGAACCUCCAUGGAUUCGAUUCAUAACGUGAAUUUUUCAUUUGUAAUCGUAAAUCACACUUAACCUUGAGCUGGCACCUUUAUCUGGUGUAACAUUGCUGGCACCUUGGGGUCAUGCAUCGAAGUAAUUUCAUAUUUUGAGUUAAAUUUUUUUUUGGUAUUCACUUGAGUGUCUUUUACAAGAUAAAAAGAUCGCAUGGAUCAUUUUUAAAUUUAAGGUAGUAAAAUUUUUUUUAAAAGGCAAUCUCAAUUAUAAACCCUUGAGUUACGAACGACCCCUAGGUGCCAGCUAAAGGUUAUUAUUACCCGGUGAAAACUGCACCGUUCACUUGCGUACACCGGAAGAAAACCGUGUGGUGCUAAUUCGUAAAGUCGUCACUGUACUACGUUUGUAGAAGUUAAUUUCAUCAUGCGCUAGAGUAAUUGCAUUGGGAAAAUCUUCUUCGUUGUUGUUUUUCCUUUUUGUCAAUUAACUGAUAUACUCAUGUGGUUCACCGUUCGUUACAAUACUGCCUAUAGUUAUUUAUUGUUAUUUAUUUUCUUCUACUAACAAUUAUUCAAAUCACGAAACUGCAGAUGGUGAUAUAUAUAUAUAUAAUUUUUCAACGCGUUUCUCAGUCUUAACUUUCGUUUAGGUAUGAUAUAUUACUCGAUAUAUAUUUUCGUUACCGAAAAUUCAUGCUGCAAAUACGUUUGCCAUGAGCGCAUGUGUUGAUAAAAAUCAAUGCCUUCAGAGGAUUCUUUCGUUAUAAUUAUAUCUUUAAGCUUCUGAUUUAUUUUCACCGGGCCAAUUAUCUUUCCAAUAUCAGCAGGUCACGCGGUCAUCGGCAUUAAAGAAAUUCUUACGCAUAGGUGGAAAAUGAUAGAUGAAUAAUUAAAACGAUUACAGUAUUCCGUAACUGUGCUUCAGCUUCGUGUACGCCAAGAGACUAAAAAAGAAUAAACAAUAGAAACAACUAUAUCAUUACCGAACUAAUAGCAACACACAGUUGUCACGUCAGCGAUGACAGUGAUGGGAAAAAUAUUGAGUAAAUAGCGAUUCCCUAAAUAGAUCCGAGAGCGCACAAGAUUGAUAAAAAAAAAAUAAAAUAAAAAAUCGACCUAAAGAGGAAAGAUAUACCGGAGUACCUGUCGACACUUUCUCUCACAUUCCAUUUAAGAAAAUAUUACAUAUAUAUAAAUAUAUGUGUGUAUGCAUUCGAAACAAAAUCUAUACACAGCUACCUAUAUAGUAUUGGAUAAAAAGCCAGUGAUUAUACUGGCGUUCAUUCAUAUAACACGAUAUACAGAAGACGGAAAAUCUGUGACUAAAUUUAGUAUGAAAAUAAUCGUUGUUUAAUAUUUGAAACAAAAAGUGAAAAUAAAUUUAAAAAAAAAAAAAAAACACAAAUUAAAUGUGAAAGUAUUUUUGUAAUACGCUAUCGGUGCAGAUUAC